AUUAAAUUUCGUGACGAAAUUGGAGUCAAAACAAGUAGACAAAGACAAUUGUCAGUAACAAAAUAAAGUGAAUUCAAAUACAAUAAUAACAUUAAAAAAUAUAUAAAAUAAUAAUUAAGACAACAUGCCGUAUGCUAAUCAACCUUCAGUACAUAUUUCAGACUUAACUGAAGAAAAUGUUAAAUUUCAAGUUGAGGAUACUGAACUCAGUGUCGCAAAUAGUAUGAGGCGAGUGUUUAUCGCAGAAACGCCGACUCUUGCAAUUGAUUGGAUCCAAUUAGAAGCCAACUCCACUGUUUUGAGUGACGAGUUUCUUGCUCACCGUAUCGGCAUGAUUCCUUUGAUCAGCGACGAGGUAGUUGACAAAAUUCAGUACACUCGUGAUUGCUCAUGCCAGGAUUUCUGUCCAGAGUGUAGCGUUGAAUUCACUCUGGAUGUAAAGUGCUCUGAGGACUCUACCCGGCAUGUAUCCACAGCCGAUUUAAAGUCCAGCGACCCAAGAGUCAUGCCAGUCACUUCCCGACACCGCGAAGACGACGCCAGUGAAUAUGGAGAAACAGACGAAAUUCUGAUAGUAAAGUUACGAAAAGGUCAGGAAUUAAAACUAAGAGCUUACGCUAAAAAAGGGUUUGGUAAAGAACAUGCUAAAUGGAACCCAACAGCUGGUGUCAGCUUUGAAUAUGAUCCAGACAAUGCAAUGCGUCACACUUUAUUUCCAAAACCUGAUGAGUGGCCUAAGUCCGAGUACUCUGAGCUAGAAGAAGAUCAAUAUGAAGCUCCAUUUAACUGGGAGGCGAAGCCAAACAAAUAUUAUUUCAACGUUGAAAGCAGCGGAGCUUUGAAACCAGAAAACAUUGUCAUGAUGGGAAUAGCAGCUCUGAAAAAUAAACUGUCCAACUUACAGACUCAAUUAAGUCACGAAGUUCAAAGUGACGCGCUCAGUAUUCAUCAUUAAUCUCCAUACCAAUAAAUCAACCGAUUAAUUAAUUCAAUUUUUUUACUGUAAAAUAAA
Microplitis mediator is the source of this 1012-nucleotide messenger RNA. It is a transcript of the gene RpII33, whose product is annotated as DNA-directed RNA polymerase II subunit RPB3. Gene Ontology annotation, cellular component: RNA polymerase II, core complex. The transcript has 4 exons. The record is from RefSeq and is a predicted model, not a curated record. NCBI's taxonomy places the organism in Eukaryota, Metazoa, Arthropoda, Insecta, Hymenoptera, Braconidae. Gene Ontology annotation, molecular function: protein dimerization activity; DNA-directed RNA polymerase activity. Gene Ontology annotation, biological process: DNA-templated transcription. The coding region runs from base 125 to 955 and encodes 276 amino acids.